AUGAUUGCAAAUCCGGCCAACUCUGUCCGUGCGGAAGAAGACUUCCGUCAAUAUGUCAAAGAGCUUGAAGACGAAAACGACCUCCUUCCAAUUACCAAAGAGGUUGAUCCUCACCUGGAGCUUGCCGCAAUCACGCGCAAAGUCUAUGAGACAGAAGAAAAAGCCCCGCUUUACGAAAACAUCAAAGGUCGUAAAGAAAGCGGCCUUUUCCGCGUCCUCGGAGCACCUGUGGGCUUAAGUCGGCAACCUGGACGAAGAUUUGGGCGAAUUGCAAAGUCCCUGGGACUGCCUUCCACCGCAACCGGUGAAGAAAUCGUGAAUAGAAUCAAUGAGUGCAAAAGAAAGCCGCCAGUGCCGCCGAUCGAAGUCCCGCCAGAUCGAGCUCCCGUCAAACAGUAUAAACUGUUUGGCGAUGAGAUCGACCUAACUGCCCUGCCGGUGCCCCUUCACCAUGAUGCCGACGGGGGCAAGUAUCUGCAGACAUUUGGCAUGCAUAUUGUGAAAACCCCCGAUGGGCGUUGGGUGAACUGGUCGAUCACGAGAGGAAUGGUUCACGAUAAACGUGCGCUUGUUGGGCCCGUGAUUCCAAAGCAGGAUAUCGGCGUUAUAUGGCAGAUGUGGAAAGAGAAGGGCCGAGAUAUGCCGUGGGCACUCUGCUUCGGUGUGCCUCCUGCUGCGAUCAUGGCCAGCGGUAUGCCGAUUCCCAAGUGGACGGACGAAGCUGGUUUCCGCUACAUCAAAGGUGUCGUAUCUGUUACCGAGGUUGGCCCCGAAGGCCCAAUGGCUGAAUAUCAUGGCAUGGUCUUUCCGGGAGAAACUCAGAACAAACCACUUUUCAAGGUAAAUGCCAUUACUUACCGGCAUGACCCGAUCCUACCGCUUUGUGUCGCGGGAAGAGCUGCCGAAGAGAACCACACUGUGUGGGGCAUCAUGCAAGCCGCUGAGGUCUUGAACGUUUGUCAGGCUGCAGGACUGCCGAUAAAGAUGGCUUGGUGCCCCUUUGAAUCACAUUGUCUGUGGUUUGUCCUCCAGGUAGACCGCCAGAAGCUGAGAGCUUUGAGUACAAGCAUCUCGGGGUUUAGCAAAAAGGUCGGCCACACGGUUUUCAGUUCAAAGCCAGGGUGGUAUAUACCGAAGCUGUACCUCGUUGGUGAAGACAUCGACCCUACGGACCUGGGAGACGUUGUCUGGGCUGAAGCUACACGCUGCCAACCGUCUGCAAACGAGUUCUUCUUUGAAGAAUAUGGAAACAUCCCCCUGAUCCCGUACGUCGGACAUGGCCUUCAGCCUGGGCAUGGCAAUCACCCCAAGGUCGUGCGCUGCUGUAUGUUUCCUUGUGAGUUUGUGGAUGAGGAUUUAUACUGGAAAGAAGGGUCCUUUCGAGGGUCGUACCCUCCUGAUAUUCGGGACAAGGUUACGCGCAACUGGAAGGCAUACGGGUUCGAUACAGAUAACUCCUAG
Molecule: messenger RNA, 1461 nt
Organism: Aspergillus terreus NIH2624
Lineage: Eukaryota; Fungi; Ascomycota; Eurotiomycetes; Eurotiales; Aspergillaceae
Product: UbiD family decarboxylase
Exons: 2
Coding region: 1-1461 (486 amino acids)
Biological process (GO): ferulate metabolic process; cinnamic acid catabolic process
Cellular component (GO): cytoplasm
Molecular function (GO): carboxy-lyase activity
Source: RefSeq, a predicted model, not a curated record